GGCCCGGCGGAGCAGCCUCGAAGUUCGCGGGGCGGCCGGCGGCGGGGGCCAUGUGGCUGCUGUGGCUGCUGCUGCGCUCGGCGGAGAGCCAACUGUUGCCUGGAAAUAACUUCACAAAUGAAUGCAACAUUCCUGGAAACUUCAUGUGUAGUAACGGGCGCUGCAUCCCAGGGGCCUGGCAGUGUGACGGGCUGCCGGACUGCUUUGAUGACAGUGAUGAGAAGGAAUGCCCAAAAGCCAAAUCCAAAUGCGGUGCCACGUUCUUCCCCUGUGCUAGUGGGAUCCACUGCAUCAUCGGCCGCUUCCGAUGCAACGGCUUCGAGGACUGCCCCGAUGGCAGCGACGAGGAAAACUGCACAGCAAAUCCCUUGCUUUGCUCUACUGCCAGAUUCCACUGUAAAAAUGGUCUUUGCAUUGAUAAAAGUUUUGUGUGCGACAGUCAAAAUAACUGUCAAGACAACAGUGAUGAAGAAAGCUGCGAAAGUGCUCAAGAGGCAGGCAGCGGCCAAGAUUACGUGACCUCAGAAAACCAGCUGCUGUACUACCCCAGUAUUACCUAUGCUAUCAUUGGUAGCUCUGUCAUUUUUGUGCUCGUGGUGGCCUUUCUUGCCUUGGUCCUGCAUCACCAGCGGAAACGCAACAAUCUCAUGACGCUGCCGGUGCACCGGCUGCAGCACCCUGUCCUGCUGUCCCGGCUGGUGGUCCUCGAUCACCCGCACCACUGCAGCGUCACCUACAAUGUCAACAAUGGGAUCCAGUACAUGUCCAGCCAGGCCUACCACCGGCCCGUGGACCUGGACUCCCCGCCGUCCUAUUCAGAGGCUGUGUUCGACCAAAGCAGACCACCUUGGUUUGACCUUCCUCCACCGCCUUAUUGUUCUGAAUCUGAAUCCACGAAUCAGCCAGACCUUCCUCCUUACCGGUCUCGGACGGGAAGCUUGGUGAGCACAGACACCCCCGUGGCAGGGAGCCCUCUGGGCACAGCCAGCAGUUGGACAAGAGACAUCCAUGACGGCAUGGAUGGCCACAGAACUCUUCUCGAGAGGACAGCAAAUCAAAGCGAUUCUCUGGUCAACCACAUUGCUGAAAGAGAAGCGUAACUGUUCUCGUACUUGGGCUGGGCAGAAAGGCAUUUACUUUUUCAGGUCUCUCUGGGUUAAUCUGCUGUGGCUGAUAGGUUUCAGCACAUGGGCCUGAAUGAUGAUUUGAAUCCACACUAAGUUAGUGUCCUAAUUCAGCAUUUUGGGCUCAUCAAAGACAGAGCUGUGAGAACUGAACCUAGAGUCACACCAGCUCUCCACAAUAUUUCUGCAAGCAAGUUCUGGUUCAGGCUAGUCAGAGAAACAUCAGUGCUGUGUCAAAGAACUGAUGUGAUGUAUUUCUUGGACUAUUUACUGUAUAUGAAUGUAUAUAUGUGCAUGUAUAGUAUAUACAUAUGUUGCACACAAGAACUAGGCGAGAAGGACUCUUGUUUUCAGACUGCCUCCCAUCCUGUCGACACGUGAGCUGUUUCUCCUACUGCCUGGUGCCAGCUCAUGGUCAUUGAAGCACAGGAGUGGCACUCAUUCUGCUUGGAGGUCUGGCGCCCAGUGCUAGCCCACUGGUAGUGCUCUAAUUGCAGAAAAUGGCCUACUUGACCCUUCUCUUCAUGGCCUGGAACAUUCUCACUGUGAAUGUAAUUUUCAAAGUUUAAGCUUGUGAGGAUGCAACAACUCUCCAACUGAGCAAAUGAGGAUUUUUUUUUUUUUUUUUUUUUUCCCAGAUGCUGAUAUCUAGGCCAAAUUUACAUGGGUUUUCUCAGGAACAUCACAAAGGUUGUCUUAUCUGUCAGGCUGAGUACAGAGGCACUGAAGUUUCUCAACAAACCAGCGCAAGACUUCUUUUCAAUCACGACAAAACAACAUUACCCCAUGUGUUCCUUAAAAAAAAAAAAAACAAACAGAAAAACCCCAGACUGUUUCAGCUAAAUCUUGAACACCAAAACCAGCCUGAGGCAAACACUGAUCACAGAAAGCUUUUAUGUGAAUGAUUAGUUUGUUAUAUUCGUAAAAUAACUGAAAGCAGGUCACACAGUGAAAGGGGUUGGGCUUGUCAGCCCUGUCUGUAGUGUGUAUACAUACAUGCAUGGAUGCACACAUUUAAUGCUAUGUGCGUGCAUGUAAGUAGUGUUUUGCAUAGGUUUAGUUCCACUGCACCAGUAGAACUCUAAAAUGUCAAAGUUUCAUUCAAGUUUGAAGUUCCACUUUCAAACCAUUCUCAUGGGUUUUUAAUGGAGUUUGCCAUUAUUCAUGGUCAUUUGGUUGUAAUGCUCACUUCCAGAAUUAUUUGUGUCUGUUUUGUGUGAAAGCAUCUCAGAGGUAAAGGUUUUCAGAGUGCCAAGAGGGAAGGUAAGCUGUGAAUUUAAGUGCCACUGCAGUGCUGUGCUUGUGCUCAGUAUACAGGAAACAAUGUAGUGUCAUUCCCUGUCCAGAGUGAAACUGGCCUUGAAAAAUUAUUUGAUUUGUCUAUCAGACAUAUUUCCCACUCGUCCUUCCAUGUAAUGAACAGUGUCAUUAAACAGACUUUGCUAAUUAAUAGAAAUGAAGGAAGCAGACUGCUCACACCCUCUGCUUUCUUCCUCCCCAUCUUUCUAAGGUAACUUCUUUCACCCAAAGGUUUCAUGUUCAGAUCCCAGGAAUUUUUAAGCUGGAGUGUAGGUAGGUGAACAACUUGAGUCCAGUCUCAGUUCUGACACAUACCCUGAAUUUUUUUGGUGGUAUUUUUUUUUCAUUUCCAGCUUUGGAGUCUACUGCCAUGCAGGAGCCAGAUGAAUUUACAAGCAGAGGUCAUGCCAGGGCUGAGGUUGACACGGUGGGAGCACUGGAGAACUCUGAUGGUGAUGGGCUUGCCUGCCUUUGGAAGCAGAUUAGUUGCGGCCCCUCACCUCAGGCUUAGGCAGCCUGUCUUGAAGGGUGUUGGUGAAGAUGCUCCCAGGUCCUCAUAAAGCGAUGUACAAGGUUGGGUCAGUUUUCAUCCUUGUUGGGAGAUCAAACAGUGUAAUUAUGCUGUCCUUCACAAAGCGGGACUUGGCUAAUUAAUGAACCCGUCCGACUUGAUAGGCAGACUGUUGUCAUGGUCACAUAGCAGACAGUUAUUCUUUAUUUUACAGGUAGGUUAAACUCAGGUACAUAGCUGAGUUAAUAGUAAAGGUGGGUGCAGGGGUGUCUCUUGUGGGCACCAGGCCCUGUUGUCCCUCUUGCCUUUCAUUAAGGUUCUGCUCGGCCUCUGUAAGAGCUAUGUAAUGGUGUAUCGAAAUUAGCCUUAACAUUUUUUUGUUGCACUUUUUAAAGCUUGAAUUUUAAAACAUACUAUUGAAGAGUUUGCAGUAGUUUCAUUAGAGCUAGACAUCUUUUUUAAUUUUAAAGUUGCCUAAGGCUGUAUUAGUGUAACAAAAUCAUUGUGUCCAGUCUAACUUACAUGGCACGUAUUCCUCACGGCAGCCUUGCACAGGGGACUGCAUUUCACCACAUGUAUCCUAAGACACCAGGAUGUGUGCAAACCAAAUAUUGUUUGCCUGUGGCAUCAGAAAAAUAUUGCCUUACAUUGCUAAGAAGUAGGAAAAGAGUGGACAUAGCCUGCUUCUUCUGCCUUCUGUGUCAGUCACUGUCAUAUAUGUACAUAUAUAUAUAUAUAUUAAAAAAAUACUCUUUCAGGUUGUAUAUAUUCGUAUAACUUUUCCAUUAAGAUAAUCCAUUUGGACUUUACAAAAAAAAAAAAAAAAAAAAAAAAAAGAAGGAAAAAACAUUCUAGAUGGUGUGAUGUUUUCCCUUCCAGCUAAGGGUGUAUUUAUCUUUGUAUAGGAAUCUUUUACUUUUUGAGAACACGAGUUACAAAAGAAGAUUGUGCCUUUCGGAUUGAUUUGGGAGGCUGUUAACUGCAUUUCUGGGUGUUGUUACAUAUCAUUGUCUAGAGAUCCAAAAAGAUAAACAAGUGUUGUCUUCCUCUUUGUUAUGGGGACCCCUGAAAUUUGAGGGGUACGAAAGUUAAGUAUCUUGUUCCAAAAGGGCAUUCUAAAACUUUACGGGGGUUUUCAUCUUAUUCCAGUUUUCUGGUUUGUAGAUUUGCUAACUGGUUUCUUUGGAAAUUGCUGUAGUAUCACACAGAAAUCGUUUGUAACGUGCCACUUCUAGUAGUGUUAAUACAGCAUUAUACUGCAUUAUUCAGUGGCAUCUUUGGGAAAGCAUGGUAGCAACAACUGCGCUGAGUAAAUUAAAUAUUUUAUUGAAAAUCCUGAACCUUGUAAGGCUGAAGUUAAAUGUUCACGAAAUACCGUGUGGAAGGAUUUCUUUAUAGCAGCCGGUAAAAUUGGGAUUGAUCAUUCUAUUGUUUGCAAUUGCUCUUAACCUUUUAGUUUGAAGUUAGUCCUCCAGGAGCUUUCCUUUGUACGCAAUGUUUGAACAAAUGGAUGUUAUUUCAAAGACCUAUUCUUACAAAAGUAAAACCAAUUAAAGUUUUCUUCCAGAGCCAAAUUCUGAUUCCACAUCUGUAUUGAACAGUGACCACUGUAAUGAGUAGUUCUCCUCAGUACAGGUAUUAAUAUAUUUGAUUCUAACAAAACAAUUUGAAGAAAUUACUACUUGAGGUAAAUGAAGGAAUGCGGAUUAGCCUGUUGGAGAUAAGAUUUGGGUUAUUUAAAAAUAAACAAAUAAAUCAAUUUCAGGAGUUUUGAGUGUCUCUAACCUCUGCUGAAGUCAGAGUGCUGUGUAUUUAAAAUUAGACCAUGAGUGAAUCUGCUUGAUAAUAAUCUGAAGUUCCUUGUAAGGCAAAUUACAAUUUACCUCUCUGAUAUUGUGCUAAUGGAAAACUGGCAGUAACACUUUUAAAAGAGAGCCUGUGAGUAAUUUUCUCGGCUCUUGUCUACAGUGACAUACAUGACAACACUGACUGCAGUGCGAUUUUUAAAUAACUCUGCAUUCAUUCUUCCUCUCCUUUUAAGUCAAAUCAGUUUUAUUUACACCACUUCACUUUGAUACAGCUAAUAGGGCCCUCUGUGAUAGAUUUAGAAAUUGGGUGGAGGAAAGAGAUGGUGACUCUCAUUUUAAUUAGUGCUGCAGCUUGUUAAUCUUGUGUGUUUUACUUUAUAGACAUCUUGGGAGAGACAAAUGGUUUCAGUAGAUAAGCAAAACUAUUAACGAUGAAAAGGAUAGAGGGACACUGAUUCUGAAUUUAAUUUUUAAUGAAUAUUUUAAAUUGUGUAAAUGAAGGAAGAAUUUAAUUCUGUAUUUUUAAUGUGGUGAUCAGAUGGCAAGUACUGUUUUUAACUGUUGCUUAUUGGAAGCUACUUUACAUAUAAUGCCUGGAACUAAGAUGGUAAGACAGGUGCUCUUCUUGCAGUUCAUACUAGAUCUGAAGUAUUUUUUAUUAACACAAGGCUGUAUUGCACCCAUGGACUACAAUAUGAACUGCAGAAAGAAUUUCAAUACCGUGCUGGAUUCUAUCUGAAUGUACUCCAGUACAGGACUGUGGCCUUUUUUUUUUUUUUUUUUUUUUUCCCCCAAUUUGAGGGGUUUUGUCGACUUGAAAUGCAGAUGUUACAUAAGAGCUUUAAGGGAGGUUGUAUGUUGAAACCCAGCCUUGUCUUAAACUUUUGUAAACUGGAAAUCUUCAAAAAUGUAUUCCAUUUUCCUGAAUAAAGUUGGUGUUUUAAUACUGUU
Molecule: messenger RNA, 5693 nt
Organism: Tyto alba (common barn owl)
Lineage: Eukaryota; Metazoa; Chordata; Aves; Strigiformes; Tytonidae
Gene: LDLRAD3
Product: low density lipoprotein receptor class A domain containing 3
Exons: 6
Coding region: 51-1100 (349 amino acids)
Biological process (GO): receptor-mediated endocytosis
Cellular component (GO): plasma membrane
Molecular function (GO): protein binding
Source: RefSeq, a predicted model, not a curated record